Molecule: messenger RNA, 249 nt
Organism: Geosmithia morbida
Lineage: Eukaryota; Fungi; Ascomycota; Sordariomycetes; Hypocreales; Bionectriaceae
Exons: 2
Coding region: 1-249 (82 amino acids)
Source: RefSeq, a predicted model, not a curated record
AUGUCUCUGCCCCAGCGUUGCGGGCGGGCCUUGGCCGUGGUCCUGCAGCUCAUCGUCCUGAGGACCCAUCGCAAUCAAUCACCGGCAGCCUCUGAUACGUCGUACUCGUCUCAUACGUACGUGACGGGGGCACCUGUUCUGCCAACAACCCGCCAAACAAUCUCUCUCGUCUUACUGGCUGCUAUCCUCUCUCGUUAUUGGCCAACCGCAUCGUUUAUCGUCACCAUCGUCGACCCGACGGUCCAUUGA